Molecule: messenger RNA, 216 nt
Organism: Cooperia oncophora
Lineage: Eukaryota; Metazoa; Nematoda; Chromadorea; Rhabditida; Trichostrongylidae
Source: the annotation of a GenBank genome assembly
AUGGAUUGGGAGACGCGUACACCGAAAGCAGUUCAAGAAAAGAAACAUCUCGAUACGCACUCCAUGGUGGAAGAGUUCAUGCUGCUCGCGAAUAUAUCGGUCGCCGAAAAGAUUCUUGCCGAGUAUCCCGAUUGCGCAAUGCUGCGGCGCCAUCCAGUUCCGACAGAAGCAAGCUACAAACCGCUGAUUGAGUACCAUCUCACUAUACCAGUGUAG